AUGUUUCAGGAACGUAAAGUUAUCAUUUUAACAGGUGCCAACUCAGCAACGGAAAAGGCUGUUUUAGCGCUAACAAUUCCACCACAGCAUAAAAUUGAAAUAUCAAAACUUGAUUUAUCAUCAUUUACUUCAAUUAAAUCAUUCGCACAAGGAUUACUUACGAGAGAUUCAACUCUUCCUUUAAAUUUACUAAUAUUAAAUGCCGCAACGAUAAAAUCAACAUUAAGUAAAACCGAAGAUAAUUUUGAAACGACAUUUCAAACCAAUCAUUUUUCAUAUUUUCUUUUGAUUCAUUUAUUAUUAGAUAGAAUUAUAUGGACUUCAGAACAGCAACAACAACGAGCUGAUCCUUUCAUUUCUAGAAUUAUUUUUGUUAGUAGUUCGCUACAUAAACAGAGUGAAGGACAUAAAAAUUUCGAGAGUUUAGACGUAGAAAAUUUAGAUGGUAGCAAAGGUUAUGAUGGUCUUUUAUUUUAUAGGCAUUCUAAAUUAAUGCAGAUGUUAUGUUUUAAUCAAUUAAAUAAGAUACUAGAAAGAGAAGCAAAAGAGAAGGUUUCUUUGAUUGCUAUCGAACCUGGAUUCAUACCUCAAACUGAUCUGUCAAGGGAAAGUGCCAUAUACAUUAAACUCUUAAUGAAAUUUAUUCUUCCUUUAGCUCCUUUUGCUAGGACACCCGAGCAGGGAGGAAUGGUAAUCGUUUAUGCAUCAACGUCACCGGAUCUUGAAAAACAAAGUGGAUUAUAUAUUAAUAAAUGUUGUAAGGUUGACAAAGCAAGUGAAGAUAGUUAUAAAGAAGAUUUACAAAAAAAUUUGGUGGAAUAUUAG
This is a messenger RNA of Funneliformis caledonium, 825 nucleotides long. Lineage: Eukaryota; Fungi; Glomeromycota; Glomeromycetes; Glomerales; Glomeraceae. The record is from the annotation of a GenBank genome assembly.